Messenger RNA from Paramecium tetraurelia, 174 nucleotides. RefSeq lists its product as uncharacterized. The record is from RefSeq and is a predicted model, not a curated record. The transcript has a single exon. NCBI's taxonomy places the organism in Eukaryota, Ciliophora, Oligohymenophorea, Peniculida, Parameciidae.
AUGAGAAAGAUUGGAUAUGAAAAUUCCACAUUAGAAUUCAGAUGUUUAAAUUUAUUUAUGUUGUUGUGGUAUUUAAUUAAAGAGGAGACUGAAAAAAGAGUUGAAUAUGAAAAAGAACAAAAUAAUUAGGAAUGGAAAUAAAGAUAUGUACAAAAAUUAAAUGAGAGAAAUUGA